This is a messenger RNA of Vespula vulgaris, 5889 nucleotides long. Its product is annotated as putative leucine-rich repeat-containing protein DDB_G0290503. NCBI's taxonomy places the organism in Eukaryota, Metazoa, Arthropoda, Insecta, Hymenoptera, Vespidae. The transcript is spliced from 5 exons. The record is from RefSeq and is a predicted model, not a curated record. Bases 132 to 5621 code for a protein of 1829 amino acids.
AUAUCAGAAAAGUAGUUGCCAUUGGUUAACGUACCGAUAAUAACACGUGUUUACUUGCGUUUUACGAAUUAUUUCUUUUUUAAAUAAACGUUUUAUCGUAUGUGAUAUAUAAUUUAAAAGGUAACAUUGAAAUGCCACGAUCCAUAAGAGAUUCUGACGAGGAUGUGGAAACGAAGACUGCGACAGGUCGCAGAACCCGUGCAGGAUUUGGGUCUUUUGUAACCGAUUCUCCAGUUCGUCGUAGUAGUAGAAACAAACAAUCUACAAAACAAAGUGGUUCUCCCCCAGAUUUAUAUAUAACCGAAAUUAGUGCACAAGGUACUCGCACUUUUCGUACUCGUGCAGGCACGGCUGAUUCUGAUACUUUAGAAACUCAGAAGCGUUUGCGUUCUAAUAAAAAUUCUGUGGAUACAGAAUUUGAGACAUUGAUAGAAACACAACCAAAAAAAAUGACAAGGAGAAGCUUAGCUGCAACAACUGCAUUAGAUACGCCAAAAGCUAAUACACGUUCUAGACGUAUGACAAGGGCUGGAUCAGAAACGAUAUCUACACCUAUAGGUAGAACAACUCGUAAAACACGAGCUAGUUCUAUGGACCCGGAACCUACAAUAACAGAACCAGUUGAAGAAGUUCAAAAUGAAGUAAUGAAUACACCAAUGAGAGCAAAAAGAAGGGCAUCGGUACUACCUUCCCAGUCGACUGUUAUAGAAGAAGAAGAAAAGCAAUUUCCUAUCAUAGAAUUAGACAAAAUAGUAAUUGAAACUGAAACAUCACCUAUUAAUAUAAUUUCAACUAAUAUAAAAUCACCAAAUAAACAACUUGAAUUGUCAAAAAAUAAAUCUAAUCAGGAUAAUAAGAGUAUCGAUAAAAUGGAAGAAGAAAAGGAUUGUUAUUCUGCAGUUAAAGGACCACUUGAUGAUUCUUCUGAAAAGAAUCAUAUGGAAAUUAGUGAAACUUUCAAAACAGAAGUAAAAUCAUCUGAUGAAAGUUAUACCCCAGAGAAAGAUAAAUAUUCUGCUGCUAAUGUCAACGAUGAUAUAUUAACCAAAGAUGUCUCAAAACAAUCGCCACAUAAUUUCGAAGAUAUAUCGAAAGAAUCGAAAUCAAAAGAUGAAAAUAUAUUACAUGUUUCUAUAGAGGAAAAGAAAAUGAAUUCUAGCAAUAAAGAAAAUGAAUGUUUGAAUACAAAUAAUUCAGUGUCCGACCAAAAUAAAACUACAUCUAACAUAAAAAACUUACAUCAAGAAACUUCUAUCAUUGUACUUGAUACAAAAGAAGGGAAAAAUGUUGAAAGCAAUGAUAAUAUAAACCCAGAUAAUUCUCACUUAAUAGAAUCCUCUGUGUCUUUAUCAGAUUGUAAUAAUUCAAUAAAAAGUAAUAGUAAUGUAAAUACAAACGAAGUCAACUAUUUAGAGGAAGAAGAUAAAUCUGUAUCCAUGUCAGAUACAAAGAAAACUCCAUCUAAUGAAGAAGAACAUGAAAAAACUAGCAUAAAUAGUAUUACUAUAAACGAAAACUCAGAUGAAUCGAAUACUGUGUCACAUAAAGUUUUAGUAAAUGAAAAUGAUUCCAUAUCAGAGGAACAGUCUAAAAUAAAUGAUGGUAGUAACGGUCAAAUACAGGAGAUAUUACUUAUCGAAGAAGAAAAAAGUAUAGAAAUUGUUGAUCAGAACAUAAGUAAUAUAGAAGAAAUAAACAGCAAUGAUAAAAUUAAAGAUAAGGCAAAUGUUCCUGUAAAUCCAGAAGAAAAACUUAUAGAUAUAUCUGUGAAUGAGGAUAAUUGUAAUAACGAUGUAAAUGCAACUGAAGUAUUAAAUGAUGAAAAAAUAAGUGAUUCAACAACUGCCAAAGUGAUUUCUGCUUCUAAAGAUUCAAAUGUUACUCAAGGUAACAAUUCUAGUAACGACAAUCAAGAUAAUAUGUCCUGUACAUCAACAGUUGAUUCAUCUUUUCUUACUUUAGAAUUUAGCGAUGAUUCAAUUAAGGAUUCUGCUAAUAAUGCAAAACAAACUGAGUUAGAUUCAACUAAGUCUUUAUUAAAAUUAAAAUCUUCAAAACAUUCCACUUCUAUCCCUGAGAAAAUUGAUUCUUCCACUGUUGCAGAGUCCCAUGACAUACCAGAAGCAGAUUUACCUGAUGAAGAGGGAUCCAAAAUGCAAUCAUCAUCAAAUACACCAGUGAUGUCAAAAACAAAAUCAGUUACUGAACUCAAUAUAUCAAAAUCCAAAAAGGAAAAAAAGAAGAAUGAUGUUCAAAAUGAUGAUGAAUGUGAAAACAUCUCAGAUAUAAGGAUGUUGUUCCAAGAUAUCUCUGCCGAUGAAUGGAAACAAAAAAAUAAAAAUAUCAAUAUUGAAACCCGAAGUAAUUUAAUGCAUUCGACAUCUACAGGAAAAUUAGAGACUGAUAGUGAAACAGAAUGUGAUCUUCUUUUAGUUGAUAAAAAAGCAUGGUUAGCUGCCGAAAAAUUAAAAGCAUCGAAAGAUAAAGAAAAAUUUGAUUAUGAUUCUGACGAUACAAUUAUAUUAAAAACGAAACUCGAUUAUCUAAAUGAUAAAUUGAGUAAUACGAAUAAAAUAGAAAUUAAAUCUAAGGAUUCUAUACAAGAAAAUGAUAAUAAUUCUGAAGUAAAAGAGAGUAUGGAAAAAUCUAUCAACAGUUCCAAAUCGUCAACCAAGGAAGCAAAAGAUAAAUUGGAUGAAGUAGAAAGAACUCCAAAUAAAUUAAACGAUAAAACGAACAUUGACAAAAGUGAGAUUGAUAUAUCAUCACACAGUGCAUCAAAGAAAGAAAAAUCACAAAAAAGUACACCUGUAUGUAAUAGAAGUGUACUAGUGAAAUCAUUAGAUAAACAAUUAGAAGAAGAAGAGGUAUCUCUAUCACAACAAGUAUUUGAAGAUCAAGAAGCUAAAACUACUGUUGAUGUUAUAAAUAAAGUAGAAGUAAAUACAUUAGAAAAUAAACUUGAAAGGCAGUCGUUGGAUAAAAAGCAAAAGAAAAAUCGUUCCUUAAAUAGUUCUUUAAAUAAAAGUGAUAAAUCAAAGCAAAGGCUUGUUAGACAUAAUAGAUUGAACAUUUCUUCGAGUGAGGAAGAAGAUAAUGCUAUUAAUUUAGAAAAAAAUGAAAAUAAACUAACAAAAGGCAGUGGGAAGAAAAGGUAUAAUAAAAAUUACUCUACAAUGGUACACAUUGGUUCAGAUUCAGAUACCUGCGAUGAAAGCAUUGAUUCAAGUAACAGUGGUAUAAGAAACAAGACUCCUAGAAUUCCUCGUUUCUUAUUUAAACAUAAGGACGAUGAAGAAGAAAAUGAAGGACAUAACGAAAGUGGCGACGAAUCUAAUGAAGACAAAUUUUCAGACAGAAGUAUAGACUCUGAUAUUAAUGCAGAAUAUAAUCUUGAUGGUAAAACUAUCGGAAAAUUCUCAGAUGACGAUAUACCGGGAGAUGAAUGUAGAGCAUCGGAAUCUGAAUUUUCGGAUCCCGAUGAUAAUGGUUCAGAUCUAGCAGACUUUGUCGUUGAUGAUGACGAAGUUGAAGAAGAAGAUGAAGAAGAAGAUGAGGGAGAGGACGAAGAGGAGGAUGAAGGUGAAGAUGAAGAGCAGGAGGAAGAAAAGGAAAAUCAGGACAUAGAAAGUGAAGAAGAUAAAAAAUUAACUGAAAAUAAAAAUGAAAAGAAAGAAGCAGAAGACACAGAGGAUACAGAAAAGUCUUGCGAAAAAAAGCUUGAGGAUAUAGAUGAAGAGGAAGUAAAUAAAGAGGCACAAAAUAAAUCGAUAAAUGUGUCUGAUAUAAAAAGUGACAAGAAAAAGAAUUUGAAACAAAAAGUAAAUAUAGAGAUACAUAGUUCAGGAUCAGAUGAAGAUGAAAUUGUAUGUGAAAACAAAAUUGACACCAUAUCAGAGUUAGAUUCUAAUACGUCGGGGAAGAAACCAAAAAAGAAACAAAAAUUAAAUGAAGAUAAUGAGAUCAUAGAAGAAACUUCAAAGAAAGAGUUAAAUGAAUCUGAGAUAGUAUUCGCAAAAAAAGUUAAAGGAACAAAUAUCUCAUUGACAUGUAGCACUCCUAAAACUGAUACCUUUCAACAAAAGCAAUUUAAUAAACAGAAUAUUUCUUCUAACGAAGAACAAGAAAAUAUACAUUUAAAAGAUUUAUCAUCUGAUAAUUGUGAUACAAGUAAGUCGAGUAUAACUAACUCCAAAAACUCGAAAAAGAAACGUUCUAUAGAAAAUAACAUUUCUACUGAUUUAUUAGAAUUACUUAAAGAUGCAAAUCUUCCUAAGACUUUGUUAUCUAAGAAGGCCUAUUUGAAUAAAACAAUAUCGCCAUGCAGCGAAACGCCUACAACAAAAUAUUUAAAGAAACAGAAAUUAAAUGACAGCGCGCCAAACAUUAACUUAGAAAAAAAUAAAAAUGCCUCAGAAACCGAGUUGAUAGAUGAUAAAAAUGACGAACAGAGUGAAAGUAGAACUAUUACUGCAGAAACUACAGAGCUGCUAGAAUCAAACUCGUCUGCGUCGGUUAAAAGAAAAAGAUAUGCAGAAAUUAAUGAUUCAAACGAUCAGAUAGAAUUGAGAAAUAAAAAAAAUAAAAUAAAUUCCAAAUUAGAGAUACAUAUUGAAUUUGAUAAUGAAAAAGAAAAUUCAGAGAAUGUACUUAAAGUUAACGAUGAAAAAAAGAAGAGGAAGAGGAAGAAAAAUAGAAAGAAUAAAAAUUCUAAGGAAUUGGAUCUAGUAAAUAUAGCAACUACGGUAGAGAAGAAAAAUAUAGAGAAAGGUGAAAAAAUGGAAAUCGUAACUAGUAACGAAAGCAAGAAAAAUAAGAAAAAGAAUAAAAAUAAGGAAGACAUAGAAAAUAAAGAGAAAAGUAAUGAGAAGUUUAUGAGUACAACGAAGAAUGAUCAAAAAUCUGUGGAAAUAGAAAACAUUCCAAAUAAAAAGAAAAAGAAGACGACGUCGGAAGUUCCGACAUUGCAAGUAAAAGAGCAAUCAAAAAAAUCACUGCGAAAAAAUAUUUUGAAAAGUUCAACGAUGUCCGUUGCAAAGGUAUCGAACGAGAUGCCUCAAAAUACCGAAUUCUUUAAAUCAAAACAUGAAGCUUUAGAAGCUGCCAAACGUGCGGCUGAAAGUAUAAAGGCUAAUAAAGAUAUGAACAAAAAUAAGCAAAGAAAGCAAUUAGAAAAAAUACAACAAGAGAAAGAUAUUAAAGCAAAGAAAUCAGAUGAAGUACUGAUAAAAACUUUUACGCGAGGAAUUAAACGACUUCCAGCUGAUGUUAUAGAAAAUCUUUCUGAUGUACCAAUGAAUCCAUUUAAAAAGACAAAAUUAUUGAAAAAUCCUGUGCAACAAACUGUAAGAUCGCCUACAUCCAUGAUGAAAAAUGGAUUUACAGAAAGUGGUAUUACAAAAGCAAAGAAAAACUAUAUUCCUUCAAAUUCUGGUGGUACAACAGAAUUUGAUGUUGUUAAUCUGCAAAAGGAAAAAAAAUUAAAAAAGACUUCUACCGUAGUUUCUUUUAGAAACAAGAUGUUAAGUAGGAAUUCGCGAUAUCCAGUUACAUCUUAUAUAAUGUACCUUCAAAAGCAAAAAGUAUCUAACAAAGAUCAGUGUUUUGCCAAGCAAUUUUAAAAUAAUAUUUUAAUUGAUAAUUUAAAAUAUAAUAAUUUCCGUUUUGCAACUUUUUACGUUUUCUAAUAACGGUUAUUGCUUGUAAUAUGCAUAGUAAUAAUAUGAUAUAAAUCUUGUUAUAUAUGCUAAACGUGUGUUCCAGCGUAUUUUAUUAAAUGAUAAUGAUAUGUUAUAGAAAUCAAUUUGUUAUGUCUCUGCAUCAGUUUAUUCGUUUUGUCGCAGUUUCGCUGCGCGAAAAAUAUCCUGAAAUAUAAUAUUGAAUAAAUUA